Molecule: messenger RNA, 775 nt
Organism: Durusdinium trenchii
Lineage: Eukaryota; Dinophyceae; Suessiales; Symbiodiniaceae
Source: the annotation of a GenBank genome assembly
AGGUGUUGCGUUCUUCUGACCAGUUGCGGCAAAGAAUGGCCUGGGCGUUGUCACAGGUUUUGGUUGUGGGUACUGGUGGUUUCGGCUACGAGCGAGACAGUGAACUUUGGAUAAACUACUAUGACAUUUUGGUGAGGAAGGCCUUUGGAAACUACCUGGAUCUCUUGAAGGAAGUCACCUUCAGCCCGUUGAUGGCCGAGUACCUCUCCUUUUUGAGAAAUUCUGCCUAUGAUCACGACCAAAACUACCCUGACGAGAAUUACGCACGCGAGGUGAUGCAACUCUUCACUAUUGGCACCGUAAAACUGAACCUUGAUGGUUCACAAGCUUUGGAUGGAAAUGGAAAUCCCAUUCCUACUUACAAUAACGAGGACAUCAUGACCCUGGCCCGUGUGUUCACUGGUCUCGACCUCGAGUUGCCAAGAGCAAAUGUGGAGGAGGUUCGAAGCUCCAGCGGAACGAAUCGGAUAGAUCCAACGCAGAUGAUCGAGCGCUGGCACGAUUCGUAUCCCAAGCAGGAUUUGGACAAGAACUACCUGGGUGACGGUCUGCCCUUGUGCUCAGAGCUUCCAAAAAGAUCCUUCUUGAUGCAGGGCGCCCGCUACGAGUUCUUGCAAAGCUACAGUGAAAAUUCGCUCCAAAUUGAUGCAUCUUCAGCCCUCUACAAAGCUCUUUGUGGCUCCGAGUCAGGAGAGACUUGGGCGAAUGCAGACCCCAAACGCUAAACGUGUUUACUUUUGGGACGAACAUGCGGCAUGGCAAGAUGCCAACCUUC